GGAACCAAUAGGUACUUAAGAGUCCUGACUGCUUUCUGACCAAGAAAAUUGCUAAGCUGGGACUCAUAUCCUCUGAGCUGCCAAGGCCAGUUAGUUCUCCAACUACUCUGAUUGGCUACUGGUGGACAGCAGAGCUCCUCUGGGCACCUACCUUUGUAGCUAAGGACUUUACAGGACACCAAGGGCUGCCCUUAAUUGAUAAAGAAUUUGGACAGGAAGGACAGUGAGAUCUGAGUGUGCAUCACCUCUCAGUGCAGAGAUCUCACAGAGCCCAGCUUCCUGAAGAAAACCCACUUCAGUCCAGUCUAUUCAGGGCCCAAUGGAGGUUGAAGAGGCUCUGGCAGGACUCCAGGCAGAAGUCAACUGUCCCAUCUGUCUGGAUGAUCUGAAAGACCCUGUUACCAUUGAAUGUGGGCACAACUUCUGUCGUUUCUGCAUCCAACAGUCCUGGGCUGAUCUGCGGGACAAGUACCCUUGCCCUGUGUGUCGUCACUCAUGCCAGGAGAGACACUUGAGAAGCAACACCCAGCUGGGAAGGAUGAUUGACAUUACCAAGCUCCUCCAGGUCACCAAGAACAAGAAGCAGCAGCAGGAAGAGAGGUGCUUAUGUGAGAAACACAACCAGGUCCUGACCCUGUUCUGUGAGGAGGACCUAGAGGUGCUGUGUCCCCUGUGCACUCAGCCCCCCGACCACCAGGGCCACCAGGUAAGGCCCAUGGAGGAGGCUGCUGCCCAUCACAGGCAAAGGCUCAGCAGUUACAUUGAGCCCCUCAAGAAGCAGGUGGCAGAUGCUCAGAAACUAAUAACCACCCAAGACAGGAAACUGUUAGAACUGAGAGAGCAAGUGCAAAACCGGAGAAGGAAGCUAGCCACUGAAUUUGAGCACCUCACACAAUCUGUAGAACAUGAGCAAGAGGCUGUUCUUUCAAGGUUAGCUGAAGAAGAGAAGGAUAUUCAACAGAAACUCAGUGCAAACACAACUGCAUUUGCAGACCACAUUUCCAACCUGAACAGUCUACUAAAGGUGGUGGCAGAAAAGAGUGUGAUGUCAGAUGUGAAAAUGCUGACCAAUAUCAAGAGUGUCUUCCAUAGUUGUGAAAGCCUGAAACCCCCAGAUGUGUAUUGGGUCCAGUUACGAGGAGAAGGGUGCAGUCUUCCCCCACAGUAUUCGGCCCUGCAGCAAAUUAUAGAGAAAUUUAGAGAAGAAGUUACUCUGGAUCCUGAAACAGCACAUCCUAAUCUGCUUGUGUCUGAGGAUAAAAAGUCGGUGACAUUUGUGAGGAAAAAGCAAAGAGUCUCUCGGAAUCCAGAGAGAUUUAUGAUUGACCCAGUUGUCCUGGGUUCUGAAGAGUUUGAUUGUGGCCGACAUUACUGGGAGGUCCGGGUGGAUGACAAGCCUGAGUGGGCCGUGGGUGUUUGUAAAGGCUCCCUCACCAGGGAGAGAAAGCAGUCCCCACCAGGACACAACAGAUGUUGGACAAUUCAGCUGCAUAAUGGUGAUUACGUGGCACGAGGGCCUUUUCCCGUCAUCCUUGUGCUAAAGGAGAAUCCCAGAGGGAUUGGCAUCUAUCUGGACUAUGAGUUGGGGCAGAUUUCAUUUUACAGUUUGAAUGACAGGUCUCACAUCCAUUCUUUCAUGGAUAAAUUUUCUGAAGUGUUAAAACCUUACUUCUGUAUUGGAUGUGAUGCUAAACCUCUUAGAGUUUGUUCUGUAAGAGAUUACAAAUGAUGACCUGUGACUUUGCCUCAUUUUCUUGCUAUGAUUUUUGAACAGUAGCUAGAAUUUUAUACAACUAUCUUGUAGUGAAUCUAGCACCAAAAAAUUUAUUUCAGUACCUCUGCCUUGAAGAUGGGAUGUUUUCUCUCUUUUUUUUCUUUGUUGUCCAAUUUGGCUCAAUAGCAAGAUAUGUUGAACAAAUGGAGAUGUGGAGAAUAACUGGGAAGUGUUUCUGAAGGUCUUAGAAUGCAUACAUUGUAAUUCACAGUAUAGAAAGGGAAAUGUGUAAUUCACGUUGAAAUUUAGUUAAGUUUUUAGUGCAUUUACAUAUAUUACAAGUUUUGUGUGCCUGUCAGGCCUGUAUAUAAGUUCCUUACCUUCCAGGCGGAAGAGAAGGUAGAAUUGGGGGUUUCUCUCAUUUCUGUAUGUGUUGGGAGUAAGGCAUUGAUUGCUUCAAACUGUUUUUGAGGAUGUUGUUACAGAUGGUGUCUUCAUGGGAUUUUUUAGGACUCACCCUUCUUGUAUCCUCUUUUCCUCACACCUGGGAAAGCUGAAGAGAAAGCCCAGGUGCUCCAUCCUUUGCAGGUGGGAAGUUCAAACCAAGUAAGCUCCUAGUUAGUGGCAGCAUCCUCUCACUACCAUCACCCAGUAACUGCCAUAAACACCCCAAAACUUGUCUCCUUUCCCAACAUCUGCUCUCCCUGUAAACCUUAUUAUGGAAAUAAUAAACCUUUUCAUAUCUUUCUGGUGUGUGGCACCAUCAAUCCUGAAACAUCCAUAUUUUGGGUGGGGAUCUAUUGUGACUUAACAUUUGGCAUUAGAGUACCAUGUCUGUCUCCGAAGAGUAUGGUAACUUUUUUCCAUGAGUAUGAAAAAGUGGGGGAGAAGGAGCAGGAGAUGUAACUGUACAGUGGAGAAGCUUGUAACCACCGCCUUAAUCAGGUGAUUAAGGUUCACAUCAUCAGUGAUAUGUUGGUAGCCAUUACCUUUGAUAUGAUGUGAUAAAAAUGGCAAAUAUUCCUCUGAUGAUAGUCUUUAGCCUUUUCUGGUGUUUGGAAAUGAAAAUGGAAAUGCAGUACACAUCUAGUGAUUUCUAGUAGUAUUAAUAUAGAUACAGAAUAAUUUCUUAUAAGUUUUGUUACUGGUAAAAUGACAAAACCCAAUAAGUUUGGAAAACUGUAUUUUGAUUGCUUUCAGAUCACCUUCCUACGAACAAAAAUGCCAUCUGCCAUGCUUACCAUCCCUAGUAAGGGGUAUUUUCAAGUUUUACAAAUCUGUUCAUAACAACCUCACAUCUCCAACCUAAUGUUUUAUUUGCGUGUUUGAACAUAAUUUUGAACAUUAACCAAUUCCAUCUUUCUUCUGUGUCCUUUAAUUUUCUUGAGUCAUGUAUUAUUUUCUUAUGUUGUUGAAACUUUACAGAUAUGAGUCAUAGUCUCUGAUGGAAAUAUUUACUCUAAUGCAGUUUUUUUGGUACUUUCAUUUAUGUUCAAAUUUUUGGCAGCGUUUUAUCACUUUGGUGUUUAAGGUAAUACAUAAAAUCAGAAAAUAAAUACAUAUUUAAAAUCUCCCUAAAUACCUUUAAGUGUUUUUUUAUGCUUUAACUUUUAAGGUGGAAUUC
Messenger RNA from Phyllostomus discolor (pale spear-nosed bat), 3338 nucleotides. RefSeq names its product putative tripartite motif-containing protein 75. NCBI's taxonomy places the organism in Eukaryota, Metazoa, Chordata, Mammalia, Chiroptera, Phyllostomidae. The coding region runs from base 320 to 1729 and encodes 469 amino acids. The record is from RefSeq and is a predicted model, not a curated record. The transcript has a single exon. Gene Ontology annotation, molecular function: protein binding; zinc ion binding.